GAAAUGACAGACAACUUUCUGUUGACGCGGAAGAGACACGAGCGUUCCCAUCGAAAUUGUUGACGAAUUAAUUAAACGCAUGUAACAGGUAACAGAGAACAAAGACAGAAACGAAAAGUCUUCACAGUUUUAUUACAGCGACAUAGUCUGAAGUUCAACCUGAUGGCUGGCGGUAAUUUACAGAAAGCUAUAGAUCUUGCCAGUAAAGCUUCACAGGAGGACAAAGCCAAAAAUUAUGAAGAGGCCCUUAGAUGUUAUGAGCAAGCAGUGCAGUACUUUUUGCAUGUUGUCAAGUAUGAGGCUCAGGGUGAUCGGGCCAAACAGAGCAUAAGGGCCAAGUGUGCUGACUACCUGGACAGAGCCGAGCAACUCAAGGAAUACCUGAGUAAAAAGGAAAAGGCUCCUCCAGCUAAACCUGUUAAAGAGUCCGGUGACAAAGGAAGUGAUAGUGAUGCAGAAGAUGAUCCAGAGAAGAAGAAGUUCCAAAAUCAACUCUCAGGUGCCAUUGUAAUGGAAAAGCCCAAUAUUAAGUGGGACGAUGUGGCAGGGCUCGAAGGAGCCAAAGAGGCCUUAAAAGAGGCCGUCAUCCUGCCCAUUAAAUUCCCCCAUCUGUUCACAGGAAAGAGGACUCCUUGGCGAGGCAUCCUGCUGUUUGGUCCUCCAGGAACAGGAAAAUCCUACCUGGCCAAGGCGGUGGCCACAGAAGCCAACAACUCCACCUUCUUCUCCAUUUCAUCCUCUGACCUUGUGUCCAAGUGGCUGGGGGAGAGUGAAAAGUUGGUGAAGAACCUGUUUAGCUUAGCUCGAGAACACAAACCCUCGAUCAUUUUUAUAGACGAGAUUGACUCCCUCUGUGGCUCCAGGAGUGACAACGAGAGCGAAGCAGCGCGUAGAAUCAAAACGGAGUUCCUCGUUCAGAUGCAGGGUGUCGGAAACGACAAUGAGGGAAUCCUGGUUCUAGGAGCAACAAAUAUUCCAUGGACUUUAGACUCAGCUAUCAGGAGAAGGUUUGAAAAGCGAAUCUACAUUCCUCUGCCCGAGGAGCAUGCCCGCUCCUCCAUGUUCAAAUUGCAUCUGGGCUCCACGCCCAACAACCUGACGGAAGCGGACUUCACCACGCUGGGCAACAGAACAGACGGCUACUCCGGGGCUGACAUCAGUAUAAUUGUCAGAGAUGCUCUCAUGCAGCCUGUCAGGAAGGUUCAGAUGGCCACUCACUUUAAAAGGGUUCGCGGGUCACAGUGGAACAACCCCGGCGUUGUGGUGGAGGACCUUCUGACUCCUUGCUCACCAGGAGAACCCAAUGCUAUAGAGAUGACUUGGAUGGAUGUUCCUGGGGAGAAGCUUUUAGAGCCGGUUGUGUCCAUGGCGGACAUGAUGAAGUCACUGGCAAACACCAAACCAACUGUCAAUGAGCAGGAUCUGGAGAAGCUGAAGAAGUUUACUGAAGAUUUUGGUCAGGAGGGCUAACACUACUCUUCUAUUGUACUAAUCCUAUUAUUUUCAAUGUCAGUUAUGGUUUUGUCUUAGCUAAUUAUUCAUAUAAUUAUUUUCAAAAUGGUGCUAUGUAAAUGUGCACCAGAAGUCACUCACAUCCAAAGUAUACCUUCCUUUAGGAUGUGUGAAAACCAGCUGAAGCAAACGUUAUUGGCCUGUUACUGCAUCAAGACUCAUGUUUUAAUUUCUUCAUGGUUUUCAUAUUUCUUGCUUGUUUUUAUUUUGCAGGUGAUAAUAGUCUUUGUAAACUAUAAGCACAUAAUGACAUGAUUUAAUGCAUUUUUUUAGCACUACACUAUGUCUCUAUAGCCUAAAAUGGGAUUAUCUUGUAAUUUGAAAAACAUACUUUUAUAAAUGGAAGGUUUCACUAUAAUAUUGUAAAACAUGUACUGUUUUAAACAUGUAAAAAUCUCUUUUACUGGGUUAAAUUUCACUACAUAAAAGUGGGCUUAAUUAUAUGCACAUCGUGUUGGAGGGAGGCAACUGAAAUGAAUAUCAAUGAUGGUCUAGAUUUUUGAGAUUACUAACUAUGUAGGACUUCUCAAUCGUACAGGGAUCAUUGUACAAGAAUGUGUUUUUUACUCUUUCAGUGUCUUCUGUAUGUGGCCUUUGGUGCUGGCUACUCUGUUUAGGGGCUUUAGAUAUAUGAUAUAUAGAUAUCUUGUGUUGUUGGUAUUGUAUAAGAAACUGAAGGUGGUCAUUUGCAGUUUUGUUGUGUCAUAUAUAUGUUCUGUGAACAAAAGGGCUGAAUAAAAAAAACAGGAGUUGUUACCAUC
Messenger RNA from Betta splendens (Siamese fighting fish), 2273 nucleotides. Its product is annotated as vacuolar protein sorting-associated protein 4B-like. NCBI's taxonomy places the organism in Eukaryota, Metazoa, Chordata, Actinopteri, Anabantiformes, Osphronemidae. Bases 163 to 1470 code for a protein of 435 amino acids. Gene Ontology annotation, molecular function: ATP hydrolysis activity; ATP binding. Gene Ontology annotation, biological process: vacuole organization; endosomal transport. The record is from RefSeq and is a predicted model, not a curated record. The transcript is spliced from 11 exons.